This is a messenger RNA of Cyclopterus lumpus (lumpfish), 1132 nucleotides long. RefSeq names its product synuclein, beta (gene sncb). Gene Ontology annotation, biological process: synapse organization; chemical synaptic transmission; synaptic vesicle endocytosis. Gene Ontology annotation, cellular component: neuronal cell body; cytoplasm; axon terminus. Gene Ontology annotation, molecular function: cuprous ion binding. The transcript has 5 exons. The record is from RefSeq and is a predicted model, not a curated record. Bases 7 to 357 code for a protein of 116 amino acids. NCBI's taxonomy places the organism in Eukaryota, Metazoa, Chordata, Actinopteri, Perciformes, Cyclopteridae.
GCCAAGAUGGAUGUGUUUAUGAAGGGUUUGUCUAAAGCGAAAGAGGGGAUGGCCGUGGCCGCAGAGAAGACCAAGGAGGGAGUUGCGGUUGCAGCUGAAAAGACUAAAGAAGGAGUUAUGUUUGUAGGUAACAAGGCCAAAGACAGCGUGGGCUCAGUGGCUGAGAAGACCACUGGAGCCUACGGCAACAUUGUUGCUGCCACUGGCCUGGGGAAAAAGGACGAAUUCCCUGCUGACAUGAACCCUGAGGAGUACGGGCAGGAGGCCAUGGAGGGCCAGGGAGAGGCAAUGUUGGAGCCAGAAGGGGAGACAUAUGGGUCCCAGCAGGGGAGCCAGGACUACGAGCCAGAAGCGUAAAAGCACCAGUCAAAGACACCGACCAACCAGCAGCACAAUAAUAUUUCUAAUAAUAAAAAGGACAAAUGCUGAAACUAUCACUAUUACAUCCCCGUUGCAAAAAAAUCUACAAAAAAGACAAGCAUUCCCACAAAAUGUUCUUCCUUCAAGACAAAUCUUUUAUUAUUAUAUAUUGUAAAUGUCAUGUUAUUAAUGUGAUGUGUUGGGUGUAGGUAAUUAUUGAGACGUAGGAUUCGUCCUCUCUGUCUCAUUUCCUUGACUCCCUCCCAAUGAAAUGAGACCAGCCAGGGCUUGUGACUUUGUUCUUGUGUGUAUCUGUAUUUAAAAAUGUGCAAUAGAUGUUCGUCAUCUUCCAAUGAGACAUUGGGAGUUGGAAAAAAUAAAUAUGUCCGGUUGCAAGCAGAUAUGAAAACAAUAAUAUCCACCUAAGUGUCGACAAUGCCUGUUUGUGGGUUCUUUCUUUUUCGUUUUGCAUUUCUUUGGAAAUUUCUUUGAACUUUUUUGAAGUAAGAGUUUUUUACAUUGUAUCUUUAUAUUUGCUCGUGAAAUCAUUCCAGUAAAUCUGUGAUCUCUGAAACUGACAGAGUGUACAUGUUUGUGUGUGUGUGUGUGUGCGUGUGUUUGUGUGUACUGAAGAUUUUAACAAGUUAAAGUCAAUAUAUUAUGUCUUGAAAUCAUAAUGGUUGUCAUAUCAAUAUGUGCUUUCAAUUGCAGGACUUGUCAAUACAAAGGUUUAUGUGUUAAGCCAGACAUACAUUCCUCUGUAAAUAAAGAU